Messenger RNA from Misgurnus anguillicaudatus (oriental weatherfish), 2076 nucleotides. It is a transcript of the gene actr8, whose product is annotated as actin related protein 8. The record is from RefSeq and is a predicted model, not a curated record. NCBI's taxonomy places the organism in Eukaryota, Metazoa, Chordata, Actinopteri, Cypriniformes, Cobitidae.
CUGUACAGUGUACAACUACAGAAGAAGAGCAUGAACAGCUUCAUCCGUCAGUAGCGUGUUUGUAAACAUUCAGCUGAUUCAUUUUCUCUUCUUCAGCAUAAUCUUCAUCAUGACACAGACAGACAGAGAUGCAGAAAACGGCAAAGAUCGCGAGAAAGAGGCACGCGGCGUAAAGAGACCCAUCGCACCCGCGGCUGUGCCUGAACCUUUGCACGAGCAAAUUCAGGCCAACUUUAUAGUGGUGAUUCAUCCUGGAUCCAAAACCCUGCAGAUUGGACGAGCUACAGACACACAGCCACAGACUGUACAUCACGUCAUCGCCCGUAGACACAAACAGACCGGACAGACCCCAUACGAGGACCAGUGUCUCCUACGAGAUGGACUUAAUACAUCAGAGAGUAAUGAACAGAGACAGAACGGCCUGAAGAUGAUCGAUCAAUCCAUCUGGUCCAAAAAAAUGUCUAAUGGUCUAAGAAGAGUUCCUGUGUCUGCACAACAGGCAAGAUUGUACAACAGACAGAUAAAUCCUGCAGUAUUGGACUUAAACUCUUCAGUAAAGUGGACAAAUACAGCACAUCAGCCUGAAUACCUCGUAGGAGAAGAUGCUUUAUAUGUAAACCCAACAGACAGCUACAGUAUUCACUGGCCCAUUCGCAGGGGUCACCUGAACAUUCACAGCGCUCCAGGCGGAUCUCUCACAGCUGUGCUCGCAGACCUGGAGACCAUCUGGUCUUACGUUCUCCAGAAGCUCCUAGAAAUCCCACUGAAGGAUCUGAAGUAUUACAGAUGCAUCCUUCUGAUUCCAGACAUUUAUAACAGACAGCAUGUGAAGGAAAUUGUCAAUAUGCUGCUGGUUAACAUUGGAUUCUCAGCUGUGGUUGUGCAUCAGGAGUCGGUGUGUACGACGUUGGGCAGUGGUGUAAGCAGUGCAUGUGUGGUGGACGUGGGCGAUGAAAAGACCAGUGUGUGUUGUGUUGAAGAUGGAGUAUCUCACCGCAACUCCAGGUUAUGUCUUGCGUACGGCGGCUCAGAUGUGACGCGCUGUUUCUUCUGGUUAAUGCAGAGAGCUGGAUUUCCUUACAGAGAGUGUCGACUCACUAACAAACUCGACUUCAUCUUACUACAACAACUUAAAGAGUCUUUCUGUCAUCUGGACCAGGAUAUUUCUGGACUUCAGGAUCACGAGUUUCGCACACGUUUUCCAGAUUCUCCACUUCUUCUCUUUCAGCUGCGGUUAGGAGAUGAGAAACUUCAGGCUCCUAUGGCUUUAUUUUACCCUGCUGCGUUUGGUAUAGUGGGUCAGAAGAUGACAUCACUGCAGCAUCGCUCGCAAGGAGACGCUGAAGAUCCACAUGAUGAACACUUUCUGUUGACCACACAAAGCAAACAAGACCAGUCAUCUAAAGCUACAGCAGACAGAAAGUCUUUCCAUAAGCCUGUUGGUUUUGAAGGAGAAUCCAGCACAUGUGAUCUAUCCGAGAAAGGAAACAUGGUUCAUGAUGUGGAUCUGUCUCAUAGUCACACUGAAUCUCUCAUUAGUGGAUCAGAAACAGAGGAAAACCCUUCGCUUCUGUUCAGCCGGAGCACAGCCGCAAUGACUCAGUUUGAGGGAAAAGCACUCGGUGUGGAUAAAGCCAUCUUGCACAGCAUCGACUCCUGCUCAUCAGAUGAAACGAAGCGUAAGAUGUACGGCUGUAUUCUUCUGGUUGGAGGUGGACUUCUGUUUCACGGUGCUCAGGAGUUUCUACAGCAUCGUAUUCUUAAUAAAAUGCCUCCGUCUUUUCGCUGUAUGGUCGAGAACGUUGAGGUCAUCACGCGACCAAAGGACAUGGAUCCUCGAUUUAUAGCGUGGAAGGGUGGAGCGGUGUUGGCGUGUUUGGACACCACACAGGAGCUGUGGAUUCAUCAGCGGGAAUGGCAGCGUUUCGGUGUACGGAUGCUCCGUGAACGAGCCGCUUUUGUCUGGUGAUCCCAGGACAUUUUAUCCAUUUGAAUUCAAAUGAUUUCCCAAAACAUGUGCUGGUGUUAACCUCAUGUGUAAUGUUUUAUUUUUAAUAAAUAAGAAAAUUAAACGAU